ACUCUAUAGCUUUCUAUAAUUUCAAGAUGAUUUUUUUGUUGAGUUUUUUCAUUGUGGGAGUACUAAGUAGCAAUGGCGACCAACAGCCAAUAGUAGCUAGGAGUCCAACAUCUUUAACCGUUGAUGAUUCCUCUUCGUCUGCUAAUACUACUGGUGUUACUAGUACUACCACUACUGCUGCACCGUUACCCCCUCCUAAAACUGAUCCUCCUACAACACUACAACCUGACACUACUACCCAAGAUCCUAACAUCAAGCUGGAUGCAGAAGCAACGGAUAAGCUUCUACAUAUCCUCAGUUCCAGUGAGGGUAAAAUCGAUGGAAACAUUGAGUAUGCCGAAUGGAUUAGUAAAAUCCGUGCAGCCAGUAAAUUGGGGAAGGAUCGAGUGUAUGAUAAGAUUGUCACUGGCACUCGGUUUGAGGCCUACAUGGCCCGUCGUCAGGAGCUGGAACACGAUAUCCACGAACGCCUAGAUGAGCUUGAUUUGCUUAUACCAGACCAGGAGCGGGAUAGCAGAUGCUCAAAAUUCUAUCAGCAUCAAAAGAGACGUCUCAAAACAGCUCUAAGCCUCAGCAAUGAACAAAAAAAAACAAAUCUGAAGGAAAACUCCAUAAAAUGUUCGUAUAGGGAUGAUAAUGAUGAUGAAUAUUACGAUUAUCAAUCUGAUUCGCUUGAGGACUACUACUACGAUGAAGACUACUACCAGUGAACAAGUGGUAUAUUGGCCAGAGAAAGUUAUAUACGUAUAUACAUAUAUAAAAAUAAAGAAU
This is a messenger RNA of Drosophila guanche, 771 nucleotides long. RefSeq lists its product as uncharacterized. The record is from RefSeq and is a predicted model, not a curated record. The transcript has a single exon. The coding region runs from base 27 to 710 and encodes 227 amino acids. Lineage: Eukaryota; Metazoa; Arthropoda; Insecta; Diptera; Drosophilidae.